AUGGAUGGAGUCUUUGUUAAAGAGCUGUAUAGCAGUAAGGUCCCCCUCAAUGCCUUUGUCCCCUGUGUUCUACCCCUCCCUCUAGAAGUCAGUGUGUUCUACCCCUCCCUCUAGAAGUCAGCGUGUUCUACCCCUCCCUCUAGAAGUCAGUGUGUUCUACCCCUCCUUCUAGAAGUCAGUGUGUUCUACCCCUCCCUCUAGAAGUCAGUGUGUUCUACCCCUCCCUCUAGAAGUCAGUGUGUUCUACCCCUCCCUCUAGAAAUCAGUGUGUUCUACCCCUCCAUAUAGAAGUCGGUGUGUUCUACCCCUCCCUCUAGAAGUCAGCGUGUUCUACCCCUCCCUCUAGAAGUCAGCGUGUUCUACCCCUCCCUCUAGAAGUCAGUGUGUUCUACCCCUCCUUCUAGAAGUCAGUGUGUUCUACCCCUCCCUCUAGAAGUCAUUGUGUUCUCAAGAACAUGUUUUAGAACAGUAAUCUCAGUACGAAAUAUGCUAACAUUAUUGCCAUUGCUAGCAAGAUAGCUAGCUAAAACGGUUGCCUAUCUUAAGAAGUUUGUAAGAAGAUAUUUGAGAAGUUUGUAAGAAAAUCAUGAAAUCUUAAUAUAUUGUUGAGGAAUUGCACUUACUAACCAUCUUAUGAACUUGUUAUUUUUUUUCUUCUUAGGUUUUUGCGUGGGAAGUGUUUUGUGAAUGUGGGCCCAGGUCACCAGCUAGUCUUUAGUUUUUCUAUACCAGAAAGUCAAGCACUGAUACGCUAAAGCCACCUGUCAUUGUGAUGUUGGUUGCAGUAUUCUGGUCUCCCAUUCUAAACCAAAUCAAAGUUUGUAGUUCAUAUGCACAGUACAAAACAUAAAUACUAGCGCAAUGGGGCAAUAGUAUGUAAAACAUGUUUUAAUAAUAUGAGAACAUAUCUUUGGUUCUGUCUUUCAGGUGAAAAAUGACUACAUGGUGGAGAUAGCGGAUCAGGUUGAGCAAGACAUUGCACUUAAGUUGGGAUGCCUUGAAAUCAGGUCAGUUCACAGUUAUCCAAGAUUGGUCAAAUGUUCUGUUCUCUCAUGAAUGGUAGAUAGCUUCCAUGUUGUUGCAGUUCUCAUUGACCCCCCACUCACCAAGACAUGUUUCCCUUACAGGAGAUUCUUCCGGGAGAUGCGGGGAAAUGCCCUGGACAAAAAAUCUAACUAUGAACUAUUAGAGUAA
Molecule: messenger RNA, 1194 nt
Organism: Coregonus sp. 'balchen'
Lineage: Eukaryota; Metazoa; Chordata; Actinopteri; Salmoniformes; Salmonidae
Source: the annotation of a GenBank genome assembly